Messenger RNA from Fulvia fulva, 648 nucleotides. RefSeq names its product Coiled-coil domain-containing protein. Bases 1 to 648 code for a protein of 215 amino acids. The transcript is spliced from 2 exons. The record is from RefSeq and is a predicted model, not a curated record. Lineage: Eukaryota; Fungi; Ascomycota; Dothideomycetes; Mycosphaerellales; Mycosphaerellaceae. Gene Ontology annotation, cellular component: nucleus. Gene Ontology annotation, molecular function: transcription coactivator activity. Gene Ontology annotation, biological process: transcription by RNA polymerase II.
AUGGCCAAGGGCGAGAACCGCAAGAAGGCCGCCGGCAACGCGAAGAAGGCAGAGGUAGCAGCACAGAAGUCGGCGGCAAACAACGCAAAGAAGGAGGAAGCAGAGGCAGCAGAAUGGAAGAAGGGUGGCAAAGAUAACAGCAAGGCUGAGGCAGCGGCAGCGAAACAGGCAGAAGCAGCACGAAAGAAGGCCGAGAAGGAAGCACUCCUUGCAGAAGAAGAGGCCUCGCUGCCUACGAAAGGCGGCAAGGGUAAAGCAGCACCAGCGAAGAAGUCACGCGGUCUCGAUCUGUCAGGUCUUGAUGCGCCCUCAUCUAAGAAAGAGCUCGCAGCACUGAAUGCCACUGGUAUCGACAACGCUCUCGAUGCACUCACAUUGACGACCGACAACAAAGACAAGAUCGACCGCCACCCCGAGAGGAGAUUCAAGGCAGCAUAUGCUGCUUUCGAGGAGCGACGACUGGAAGAGAUGAAGGACGAGAAGGGUCUGAGGAGACAGCAGAAGGUCGAUCAGAUUCGCAAAGAGUUCGAGAAGCACCCAGACAACCCGUUCAACCAGGUACAUGGAACGCACGAUAUGUCCAAGGAAGAGAUCGCUGCGCUGAGGGAUAGCGAGAAGACCAAGAAAGAGUCGUUCCUCACUGGUUGA